UGGGAGAAGAAGGUCGACCGUUCUGCGUAAGAGCUCUGAAACCUGCGAAAGUCUCACGGAAGACACGCAAAUCUUUAGCCUGAACUUUACACUGAGUUUUGUUUUAGUUUUCAGACGCCGUUUUUAGAGCCGUCCGAGUGGAGAGGCCAAGUGUGCAAGAGUUCACCGUAAAAUUCGCCUCGAUGCAGCGGAAUGUUUUCGCGCGUGUAACUUUCUUUUAAGCUUGCUCCGGAUCAUACUGUAGCAUGUCGACGUGGUGAAGCUCCGGACUUCCUACAGAGGGUGGAUGGUGCCUUGAAUGUAGACUGGAGUGAGCAGGGUGCAUGCUCGGAGUCGACUUUGCCCGGGGCUGGAGCCGUUUCUGCUGAACUCGCCCCUGUCAUCCGAACCUCAGAGCACAAGGAAGAGGCCGACGACGAAACUGCAAGAAGAAGAGUUAAGUGAAAGUAAUCCCGCUGGACCGAGCAAUCGCGUAAACGGUCACUGCUUUUCAGAAUCUUGCCUGAGGGAUGACAGUCUGCUUAGCUGUUUACAGCAUAUCUAGUUUGGAGAAGGGGAGCAAAGGGGGAAGUGCGAAAGUUCUCUUUCCUCUUCUUCAUGACAUCUGCCCACCAAGAUACAUCUUUCUGAAAGAGACAGUCAGGCUUACAGAGCAGGUUCCUCUUGGAUGGUCUAUACUUCUGCAAGGCCUUUGUAGUUUUACAGUUUUAACAUGAGCCUCUCUCCUCAUCAGAGAGGGAACAUUAGUAAUAUCGCCAAGCAGAGCGUUGAAGCCAUUGAGGAAGCGGCACAGCAUUCAGGAGAGGUCUUCUACAACGUGGGGGCUCCUCCUUUGGAGCAGACUCACAGCAGUGCUGGUGGCAGGGGGGACCCUAGCCAUGAUCUCCAAGGCUCAGCUGUCUUCAAGCCUGAGAAAGCAUAUCAGGUGUGGGGUCACUUUCAGCAGUCAGGUCCAGUCAAGUGGGUGCAUCAGGACCCGAUGCAGACGUCCACUUGGUUUCAGGGGAUUCAAAACCCAUCCAAACUGAGCCAGAGCUUUGGUCCUUCUAUGAGUGGAAUCGACGAUGCACGGGCUCAUCAAGCUUUGCACAAGACAAAUCAUGAUAUGGAAGCUUUGCAGCAGGAAAAAAUGGCUGUGGGUUCCUCUGCGUCCUUCUCUGAACCUUCACAAACUCUGGCACCAGGAAUGGAAUGGGAUCAUCACACGAUGGCAGCCAUGCAUCAUGCUCAGUUCCAGGCCAUCCAGCAGGGUCACAAGCCAGGAGACCCACAGUACCAACCUCACGCCAUGCGGCAUGCCAUGCCUGAUUCCACUUUGCAGCCUUUUCAGUUAGCGUUCGGACCCACUAAACAACCCCAGGCCUCUGGCUUCUUUCCAGCAUUCCACGGCAACAGUGUCCCGCAGAACGUUGGCUACAGUGAACAGCCGAAAUCACAGCAGCAGCUCCUGCACCUACAACAGCACCAAAUGCAGCAUCAGCAUCAAAUGCAGCAACUGCAGCAAAUGCACCAGCUGCAGCAGCAGCAGCAACAGCGACUGCACCAAAUGCAGCAGCAGUACCAUCAUCAACAGAAACUGCAACAGAUGCAGCAGCAGCAACUGCAACAGCAGAUGCAAAGCGUUCAACAGCCAGAAACAAUUGCUGUGCAAGCACGCUCGCAAGACCAGCGGCCAGCAAGACCUCAACAGCUGGACGAUAGUCAAUUAAAAGUAGAUUCUAGAAGUUCAGCUCAGCAGAGGCAGCCCCCUUCUGUACAGGCUCAAACACAGGAUCCAAGUCCCCAGUCUCCAGUUGGCCAGGAUUCUGGACCUGCCAAGGCACCUCAAGAACCACAAGAACCCCAAACCAAACCUGAGGUCCUCCCUCGGCGCUCUAGACGGCUCUCCAAGGACGGACUCUCUCCUGUGAGCAGCCAGCCACCCAAAGAGCCUGCCCGUAAUGGAGGUACGGGUGGCCAAGGGCCCUCUGGAGGAGUCAUCCAAAGCACACAGAGAAGGAGGAGAGCUUCCAAAGAGAUCAACCUUGAGACUCUUGCGCAGAAGGCAUCAGAGAUGGAAUUUUUGCCAGCAAAGCGUGAUGAAGGCUCAUCAAGGCAGGCUGGAAUGCUCCCGCUAGUGAUCCCUGUCUCUGUGCCUGUUCGGAGGAGUCAGGGCCAGACGGAGCAGGCGGGCAGCUGGGGUCGGGAGCAGAAGCCUUCUUCAGAGAGCGUUCAGCAGCAGUACCAAUACGACCGCAAGCCCUCCGUUAUUGUAGCCCGCCGCCGCUCAUUAAGGAACUCAGCUUCCGAAAGUUUUAACCAGGAUGAAGUGACAGAAGAUGGGAAAUCAGACAAGAUAAAGCGUAGGCCCCGGCCGGAGCCCCUGGUCAUACCCCCGCCCAAACCCUGCACCUUCAUCGCUCCCUCCCUCUACUCAAGCAUUACAUCCUACCAGAGCCACCUGCGCUCCCCUGUCCGCUCACUGGACCACCCACUGAUCUUGCCCCCCUACACUCCUCCACCCAUCCUGUCGCCCGCGCGUGAGGGAACCGGCCUCUACUUCUCAACCUUUCUGUCCUCUAUAGCAGGGGGUGCCCAGGGGCUGCCUCUACCACCUACACCUAGGACUGCUUCCAGAAGCCUCCUACGCUCCAGCAGUUCAGACAUCACUCCUCCAGUGCUUCCUCUGAUUGGAGAGGCCACACCUGUCAGUCUAGAGCCCCGCAUAAAUAUCGGCUCUCAGUAUCAGGCAGAGAUACCAGAGCUUCAGGACCCGUCUUUGGCUCUGCAGGAUCAGCACAAAGCUACUCUGGUGUGGCUGCCAUUACCAGAGGCUGAAUCUACACCCUCCCAAAAGGAGAGAGUUGACAGUCUAAUGAACGUGGCCUGCUCUAGUGUGCUGUGUGGAGGGGGGACCAACGUGGAGCUAAUGCACCACUGCCUGCAUGAAAACAAAGGUGACAUCCUGAAAACCCUGGAAAUGUUGUUGAUGAAGCACCCUGUCUUCUCCAGGAAUCACCACCUCGCAAACUACCAUUACGCAGGAUCAGACUGUUGGACUGUGGAUGAAAAGCGUUACUUCAACAAGGGGAUCACGGCCUACAGGAAGGACUUCGUCCUGGUGCAGAAACUGGUGCGGAGUAAAACAGUGGCACAGUGUGUGGAGUUCUACUACACCUAUAAGAAACAGGUGAAGGCCUCUCGCAAUGGGAUACUCAUAUAUGGCCCCCCAGAUCUACUACAGAGCACCUCUGAGAUAACUCCGAAACAAGAACACUUUGAUGAACCAGAGGAGAAGAAGCAGAAGGUGCAAACAGAAGAAACUGAAAGCGCUGGAGGUGAUAACCUCAAAACCCUGCCCCAGACAUUUCAGUUCAAAGAGGAUGUGGAUAAAGUGCUGGUGCUUAGCAUCCCGAAAAUCAGCUCUGUGGAUCAGUUCACUGCUCUGAAGAAGGAAACUCAGACGCCUCCUUCUGCUCCAAAACCCCGUCCAGAAAGCACAGGGAAAAGGGCUCAGCCAUCAGCCGCCUCCAAAAGUCAGGGAGAACCGGAGGGUAUAUUCCCCUGCAAGAAGUGCAGUAGGGUGUUCUACAAAGUGAAGAGCCGCAGUGCCCACAUGAAGAGCCACGCAGAGCAGGAGAAGAAGGCAGCAGCGGCAGCACAGAGACAAAGAGAGGAAGAGGAGCGGGCAGCGGCAAAGGCCAGGCAGGAGGCUGCGGUAGCAGGGAGGAUAAGAGCACGGCCAGACGAAGAGGGGGAUCGAGAAGACAGCAGUGAGCCGGAGGAUGACCGAGAUGAGGACUGGGCCUAAGGGGAUUUAAUGACACUGAGCUUUUUUUGGGCCAUUGAUUUGGCCAGAUAUACUUUUUUUCUGAGUUGAGUGUUUAUACUGAAACAUAUUGACCAAAGCGGUGAGGGAAAAUAGAUUGUAAAAAAGAAUACUUCUUCUAUCAUGUGAACAUGAACUGUCACAUCAAUGAACAUAACCUGUGUUAACAUACAUUGUGUGCUAGAAUCUAGCUUUAGUACUUUUAUAAAGGGUUCUUAACUGAGGCACUGUUUAUGUGUACUUAGGUGUUAGACCUUAUGAUUGAAUGUAAAUUUAACAUAAACUACACAACUAAACCAAGGUGCCCUAUAUUUGUAAUUCUCUUCUAAUGUGAUCAGUGUUUCACAGCACCUUUUGUAAUAGUGUAGGUGUUAUUUUCUAUGAAUGUCAGAAUUAUGUAUCUUUACAUAUAGUUACAGCUCUGUGCAAAAGUCAGAGACCACCCUUCAUUUAUUUUAUUUCCAGUCAGAACGUCCAUAAAAUACAAGUUAUUCGUUGUUCAGAAGCAGAUAACAAAUUUAACAGAAAAGUACACCCAAGGCUCAACAACUAAACAAAAUAUCAAGCUGUUUAGUAUUUAGUGUGUCCUCUCUUACCUUUAUUACAGCUUCCAUUCAUUUCAGGAGACUUGCUUGUACUUUUUCAAAGAAAUCUACACCUCCAAAGUUCAGUCUUAGAAGUUGGUUGCAUUUUCUGCUUCUCACUAUCUAAAUAAUCCCAAACACAUUCAGUGAAGUUGAGGUCUGGACUUCGGGGUUGUCUGUCCAUUGUUCUGGGAACGGCAGCAGCUUUUUGGUUAGCAAUUUUUUUGUCUGUCUUUUUCUCAGUAAGAGCUUCUAGACAGCUACACAUCCUAGUGUUGUCUUCUCACAGUAGAAAGAUGGGCAGAAACACCUGUGGAUUUUUUCAAAUCUGAAGCAAGAGUUGAGCACGAAUUUCUCUUCUCCCUCAAAGAUAAAAGCUUUUUUCAAAGAUAAAAGUUGUUUAUCUGAUGGUGAUAGUUUUGGUGGUCCCAUUUUCUCCAUAUCUUUUAAUAAUUUUUGAGGUCUAAUUUUGGAAAAUUGUUUUUUCACUGAUUUUCUUUUGAAGGGUGAUCUCUGACUUUUGAAUGUUGCUGUAUAAGACACUUGUUUAAAAUGAUAGCCAUAAGUGUGUAAUCUUGGUUUUUUUCAAGUGACUGUUUCAUAUGAUUCAUAUGUGUGAAAAGACUGUUAAAGUUAGGAGAAAAGAGAUUAUGAUCAAAGAGAUUGUAUUUUAUAACAGUUCUAUUAUCACUUCAAGGACACACUAUUAUUGAGAUCAUUAUUCCACAUUUUAAUUGGAUGUAUUUUGUGUAUGAAAUGUAUAAAAUGAUGGAAAAGUGUAAUAUUAACUUUUCUGUGUAUUUGAAAUGCUUUUCAUCUUUUUUUAUACAGAGUUUUUAAUAGUUUUCAAUAAUGAGGGUGCACAUUUUUUUAUACAGAAGUGUAAGGUGUAAGGUGGUUGUUUUAAUUAAAAACAUCCAUCUGGAGCUGGGGUAUCUGUCUUCAUCUUAUAGCCAUAAAUCCAUUACAGUUUUGUUUUAUGUUUUUUGAAUACAGAAUAAUAAAACUGUGCCUGCAAAUACAAGCAGAAUUGA
Molecule: messenger RNA, 5426 nt
Organism: Colossoma macropomum (tambaqui)
Lineage: Eukaryota; Metazoa; Chordata; Actinopteri; Characiformes; Serrasalmidae
Gene: mideasa
Product: mitotic deacetylase associated SANT domain protein a
Exons: 13
Coding region: 713-3790 (1025 amino acids)
Biological process (GO): regulation of transcription by RNA polymerase II; negative regulation of DNA-templated transcription
Cellular component (GO): histone deacetylase complex; transcription regulator complex
Molecular function (GO): transcription corepressor activity
Source: RefSeq, a predicted model, not a curated record